Molecule: messenger RNA, 2604 nt
Organism: Sphenostylis stenocarpa
Lineage: Eukaryota; Viridiplantae; Streptophyta; Magnoliopsida; Fabales; Fabaceae
Source: the annotation of a GenBank genome assembly
AUGCCGGCGAAGGACGACGGCUCCGACAAGGAAAAAUGCCUCGAUCUUUUUCUGAAGAUAGGUUUAGACGAGCGCACAGCUCGAAACACCGUCGCCAACAACAAGGUCACUGCCAAUCUCACUUCCGUCAUCAACGAGGCUGGUGUUACUGAUGGAUGCAGUCGAACGGUUGGAAAUCUUCUUUAUACGGUUGCGACGAAGUACCCUGCAAAUGCCUUGCCGCAUCGUCCAAUAUUACUACAGUACAUUGUUUCUUCAAAGGUCAAAACAACGGCACAAUUAGAUGCAGCAUUAUCAUUUCUUGCUACUACGGGCUUAGAGAAUCUUGAUUUGAAAACGUUUGAAGAAGCUUGUGGUGUCGGCAUUGAGGUUUCAACAGAAGAUAUUAAACAAGCUGUUGAUGAAGUUGUUGAGCAGAACAAGGCUACAAUUUUGGAGCUACGCUAUCGAACAAAUGUGGGUGAGUUGCUUGGGCAUGUGCGCAAGAGGCUGCCAUGGGGUGAUGCAAAAGUUGCCAAGCAACUUCUUGAUACAAAACUAUAUGAACUACUUGGUGAGCGAACAGCAGCAGAUGAUGAGAAGCCUUCUAAAAAGAAGAAGGAAAAACCUGCCAAAGUAGAGGAUAAAGUACCUGUUGCCACUCCUGAAAAGUCACCUGAAGAAGAUCUUAAUCCAUAUUUAAUAUUCCCUAACCCAGAGGAAAAUUUCAAGGUGCAUACUGAGGUGCCUUUUAGUGACGGUAGUAUUUUGAGAUGUUGUAAUACAAGGGCGCUUCUUGACAAACACUUGAAAGCAACUGGUGGAAAAGUUUUGACCCGCUUUCCACCCGAACCAAAUGGAUAUUUGCAUAUUGGUCACGCAAAAUUUCUUCGUUCCAAGUUGAAUGUUUGUGGCACUUCCAGGUAUGAUGAUACAAAUCCUGAAGCCGAGAAGAAAGAGUAUAUUGAUCAUAUUGAAGAAAUUGUCCAGUGGAUGGGUUGGAAACCGUUCAAGAUUACAUACACUAGUGAUUACUUCCAAGAAUUGUAUGAAUUAGCUGUGGAGCUCAUAAAAAGGGGUCAUGCAUAUGUUGAUCAUCAGACACCUGAUGAGAUAAAGGAGUAUAGGGAGAAGAAAUUGAACAGUCCUUGGAGAGACAGACCAAUUUCAGAGUCAUUGAAGCUAUUUGAGGAUAUGAGAAAUGGUCUUGUAGAAGAAGGAAAAGCCACGCUUAGAAUGAAGCAAGACAUGCAGAGUGACAACUACAAUAUGUAUGACCUUAUUGCUUAUAGAAUUAAGUUUACUCCACACCCUCAUGCUGGAGACAAAUGGUGUAUCUAUCCAAGUUAUGAUUAUGCUCACUGCAUUGUUGAUUCUCUAGAGAAUAUCACACAUUCGCUGUGUACACUUGAAUUUGAGACACGUCGAGCAUCAUAUUAUUGGUUGUUGCAUGCGUUAGGCAUUUACCAGCCUUAUGUAUGGGAGUAUUCAAGGUUGAAUGUAUCUAACAGUGUUAUGUCAAAGCGUAAGCUAAAUCGUCUAGUUACAGAAAAGUGGGUUGAUGGAUGGGAUGAUCCUCGGUUGAUGACACUAGCUGGUUUGCGGCGUAGAGGCAUGACCCCUACUGCAAUCAAUGCUUUUGUCCGAGGAAUUGGAAUAACUAGAAGUGUCAAGAUGUACAUUCUAAUUGCUGAUAUAUCAGUCUUUGACAAGUUUAUGCCCAGAGGGGAAUAUUGCAUUGGAAUAAUUGUUAUUGCCAGAAGCAGAAAGAGAAAAUAUGGGGUAGAUAAAUCGACACUUCAUUUAGCAAAGGCUGAACAGGGCAAACAUGAUGGCACUUUGAUUUCUGUUGAACGCCUUGAAUACCAUGUUAGGGAAGAAUUGAACAGAAUAGCUCCUCGUGCAAUGGUUGUUCUACAUCCCCUAAAGGUUGUUAUUACUAAUCUUGAAGCCAACUCAGCAAUUGAGGUUGAUGCAAAGAAAUGGCCUGAUGCUCAAGCUGAUGAUGCUGCUGCUUUCUACAAGAUUCCAUUUUCCAAUGUUGUAUAUAUUGAACAUUCGGACUUCCGGAUGCAAGAUUCGAAAGAUUAUUAUGGUCUAGCUCCUGGGAAAUCUGCCAUUCUCAGAUAUGCAUUUCCUAUAAAGUGCACUGAAGUUAUUCUAGCUGACGAUAAUGAGACUAUUCUUGAAAUUCGUGCCGAGUAUGAUCCUUCAAAGAAGACGAAGCCUAAGGGGGUUCUUCAUUGGGUUGCUCAACCUUCUCCCGGAGUUGAUCCAUUAAAGGUGGAAGUCAGGUUGUUUGAGAGACUAUUCCUAUCAGAGAAUCCCGCUGAACUUGAGAAUUGGCUUGGCGAUUUAAACCCGAAUUCCAAAGUGAUAAUUGCUGAUGCUUACGGUGUGUCCUCCCUACAGAAUGCGAAAGUCGGGGACAAUUUCCAAUUUGAACGAUUAGACCCAGGAAAUAGUUUGGACGGUUCAAUUCCACGGAAGGUUAAGAUUGAUGAUGUAGGUCUUAUCAUGAGUCAACAGUAUCUGACAAAACGACUUGUUCAAGUGAUGCACCUAGGUUGGAAACUUAACGAUGAAAACCUUCGUGGAGUGGAAUUUCUGGGUCAUGCCUUGUGA